Molecule: messenger RNA, 660 nt
Organism: Caenorhabditis briggsae
Lineage: Eukaryota; Metazoa; Nematoda; Chromadorea; Rhabditida; Rhabditidae
Exons: 7
Coding region: 1-660 (219 amino acids)
Source: RefSeq, a predicted model, not a curated record
AUGAAUGAAGACAAUCACGAAUCGUCAUCGAGCGGAUGUGAUAAUCAAAUCGAGUUCCUUGUCUCCGAAGCCGAGCGGCGACGUCGAGUGAAUCAACGCGAAACCGAAGUACACGAGCUUGGCUACGACCCUUUCUCGUACUGUGGUCGGAGGGUUCAUGUUUUGCUACUCACCAAGUUGAUUAGCGUGUUGACGAUACCCUUCUACAUCGCCAUCGUCAUCUUCAUCUCUUUUUUUGGCAACGCCACAUCCGUCAUGUUUUCUGUGAUAAUAUUAGGUUCGGUAGUGAUGUCAACAUGCUACGGAGCGUUUCGAGGUGCCAAAAUGUGUCUGAUUCCUUUUGUGAUACUACAACUUGUGUUCCUUAUCUACGACUUAAUAUUGAUAGCAAUAUUGUUAGUGGCUGUUGUCUUCCCAAAGAUGUUUCUUUCGGCGCUGCUCAGGUUACCGCUGGAAGAUAUUCCAUUUGGGACUGAUCAAGUACUCCUCGGAUGCAGUCUACUUUUAGCUUUGCUUCUUGCCCCAUUAGUUUGGACGACUCACGUCGUCUAUAUCGAUUUUUUGUUUAUCUCGCAGGUCGACGAGACCUUGCACAUGUUGAAAGAGGCCAACCAAAAAGUUUCGCAAGAUGAUGUGUCCCCUAACCGUAUGAUGUUUUAG